This is a messenger RNA of Arachis stenosperma, 762 nucleotides long. Its product is annotated as protein MAIN-LIKE 1-like. The transcript is spliced from 3 exons. The record is from RefSeq and is a predicted model, not a curated record. Gene Ontology annotation, biological process: meristem development; meristem maintenance. Lineage: Eukaryota; Viridiplantae; Streptophyta; Magnoliopsida; Fabales; Fabaceae. Bases 1 to 762 code for a protein of 253 amino acids.
AUGGCGUGCCAGGCAGGAAACGACGGAGACAUUAACAGGCUGAACGACACAUCGCAUUACGCCGGGGUGGCUGACUUUGAAAGGUCUCGCCUUGUACUGCCCCGACGAGUGAGCCAUACCCUUCCUCUACCGAAUGCCAUCAUCCCGUAUCUGGCUGAGGCUGGAUUCGGCGACACGGUGCCACUCAGGGACUUCACUUUUGAUAAUUCCCUGAUUUCGGCACUCGUGGAGCGAUGGCGUCCAAAGACGCACACGUUUCAUCUCCCGUGGGCUGAGGUCACUAUCACCCUGCAGGACGCGGCGUACCACCUAGGCCUACGCUCACACGACAACCCCGUUGGGGGUGCCUCCGUGACUUUGCUAUUUGGUGCCAGGCCUCCAAUGGCGGCACAGCAGGUUGCGCAGAGGAAGGAGUCUUUCACACUGAAGCUGGUGUGGUUGCGGGAUCGUGUCUGCCAGAUGCCCCCAACCGACGAUUCGGAGACCUUCCGACAAUACACCAGGUGCUAUAUUAUGUUACUGAUCGGAGGGUAUCUGAUGACAGAUAAGUUCAACAACCUGGUGCACAUAGCCACAUACGUUGGCUACCGCUUCUCUAGGACUUCGGGGAGUGUAGGGUGUUAUCCUGGGGCUCGGUUGUGCUGGCCUGGACGUCCAAUCACUCUGUUCGGCGGCACAGCAGGGCGUCACGGACAUCGCCGAAUACACUUCACUGUUGAUGAGCUGGAUUUAUCAGAGAUUUCUUCAGUGGUGUCCACCUGA